CUUUAUUUCAAACCGCGGUUUGUCUCACUGACCUCCGGCUUGCCGUACCAAAACAAACAUGGCGUCUUCUGUCGACGUACACGUACGAAUUUGUGGACAAGAAAUCAUAAAAUAUGACCUGGAAAUCAAAGCUCUCAUCCAGGACAUCAGGGAUUGUCCUGGACCUCACUCAGCACUCAUGGAAUUCAACUCCCAGGUGAAAGACAAGUUCAUCAAACUCAGACUCAGGAUCCAGGAUCUGGAGCAAAUGGCGAGAGAACAGGACAGAGAGAUGGACAGACAGGCCAUCCAAGCAGAGACGGAGAGCCAGCGAAGGCAGAUGUUGAGUAACCAGACGGCGUGGAGGAAAGCUAACCUCGCCUGUAAACUGGCGAUAGACAACAUGGAGAAAGAGGAGCUGCUGCAUGGACCAGAAAGCACGAACAUCAGACAGAGGAAAGCGACUAAAGAAAGCCUCGUGGAAACCAGCAGCAAUAUCACGGAGAGCCUGAUGUCCAUCAGCAGGAUGAUGGCUGAGCAGGUGAACCAAAGCGAUGACACCAUUGGCUCACUGGCGACCUCCUCCAGGACCGUGCUGGAAACCAACGAGGAAUUUAGGAACAUGACGGGAACCAUCCACCUGGGGAGGAAACUGAUCCUCAAGUACAACCGGCGGGAGCUCACGGAUAAGCUGCUCAUCUUCCUCGCUCUGGCUCUUUUCUUUGCCACUGUUCUCUACAUUGUUAAGAAACGCAUCUUUCCCUUUAUUUAACCGGCAGCUGCUCCUUCAAAGGGGAAUGUGUCCUGGCUAGUUCUGUUACUCAGCAGAAAGUUACCAUGAGGAGUUUGAGAAGUAGAACAGAGAGGGAUGGACUCAGGCACAGAGUCAUUCAACAUCCUUUUUGUUUGUUAAGGUGCCGUGUCCUCUGCCGCCUUUUUUGUGCUCUGAGCGCCCACGACCUCAAUUUCAGAGCUCCUCUCACCUUUACUGUUGCUGUGUUCCGAAAGUCGUCCUCCGGCACUUCUGCUUCCCUAAUUCGUGACUGUCAGGUCAGUUUUAAAUUUGAUUGCACAGGUAGGUGGAAUUCCUCUGUAUGCUUAAUACUUGCUUUCAUUCAACUGCAUUUCAACAAGAAACUGUAAAACCUGUUGAUAGAAAUCGUGUCAGAGCGUUAGCAGCAGCUCUAAACUUUUAAAUUGUACCUCGAAAAAACAAGUGUGAUAUCUUUUCUCCUCCAUACGGACCUCCGCGGUUGUUGCUCACAAAGUUUAUUCAAGAAGUCUCACCCCUCCUUGAUUCUGAUUGGUCGGUGAUGAAGAAGUGACUUUAAAGCUGCUGAAAGGAACUCUAAGCUUGUAUCGAUUCUGGCGCCCCCUUGUGGACAAAGUGAUACCUCUUAUCUCUUGUCCUGUACAUGCAAAAUAAUUGUCUUCAGGCAAUAACCUCAUCCUGUUGUCUUUUAACAUUUAGACUUAUCUUACAAUGUGAUUAUUUGCAAUGAAAACAGCCAAAAAAGGGUGUUUCUAAAGCGAGAUGUCAAUCAUCUGUUCUGACACCUACCCCCUCAGAGCGGUUUUAGACAUUAAAAUGACAACAGAGAAGGUGUCAGUGUUGUUGUAGAUGGUCUUGUUUGCUUUUGAGGGUCAUAAAGAGGCAUCAGUAUCAGUUUCAGUCUGUUUCUCAGCCAGGUAAAAACUCCUCACAGGGCCUUUAAUGAUAAUUUGAUGAGAGCGGCGUAGUUACAAAAGUUGAAUUAUUUUCAACUGAGAGUGCUGCAACAAAAGUCAGCAGACUCUGAGGGCAUUUCUGUGCUGAGGAAGCUGAAUCACAUUGAGUUUGAAUAGAGGCAGUGGACAUGGCACCUUAAACUUGAUUGAUAUGCAAGAUGUGGGUCGGGCAUUAAGGGUUAAGUCAUAUUAUGUUCACCAACACGCUUAAAGGCAAGAGGAUUCAAGACAUUGUGCGAAUCAUUGCAUUCAAGGCUGGGCGAAAAACUCUUGUCCGCAGCUUUAGGCUAUAUUGUCCUACUUUAGAGUUACUUUGUCGUCCUAGAGCGAUUAUUUCAUAAAUUAAAAAAAUAUUCACACUCAGAAGUAGUUUUAUUUUGAAGGCAUUCUUGUUACUUUAUGAAAACUGACGGCAUAAAAUUGCUUAAAAGCAUCCUGAGCCUUUAAUACAUCAUCUGGCAUUAAUAACUAACCAGGGUCAAAGCUGUUAUAUGCACUAACUCUCCUUUUGUUGAAAAUGUUGUUAAAAUGCAAACUGUGUGAGAGUGUGUGUUUGUACAACAUGGAUGCAGUUUGAAAAGUGUGUAUGUGGACUGGCUGUAAAUUUCACAGAGAAGUAGUUGAAGAGUUACUUGUGCCUUAAAUAGUUUCAAUCUAAAACAUCUGAUCAGUCAGGGAGGAAAUGUUGAGUCAGACACUUUAUGAAUGUUUACUGUCUGUUUGAAUAAAACUGAGUAUUUACAACAAAUUGA
Notolabrus celidotus (New Zealand spotty) is the source of this 2459-nucleotide messenger RNA. RefSeq names its product BCL2 interacting protein 1b (gene bnip1b). The record is from RefSeq and is a predicted model, not a curated record. The transcript is spliced from 6 exons. Bases 59 to 751 code for a protein of 230 amino acids. Gene Ontology annotation, molecular function: SNAP receptor activity. Gene Ontology annotation, cellular component: SNARE complex; endoplasmic reticulum. Lineage: Eukaryota; Metazoa; Chordata; Actinopteri; Labriformes; Labridae. Gene Ontology annotation, biological process: retrograde vesicle-mediated transport, Golgi to endoplasmic reticulum.